Molecule: messenger RNA, 2577 nt
Organism: Punica granatum (pomegranate)
Lineage: Eukaryota; Viridiplantae; Streptophyta; Magnoliopsida; Myrtales; Lythraceae
Source: RefSeq, a predicted model, not a curated record
AUGGCUGGAUCAAUACUCCCACACAUUGCUGAAAAGUUACUGGAUAAGUUGGCCUCUUUUGUUGUGGAUGAAGUCUCCUCGGCUUGGGGGGUCAAAGAAGAGAUCCUUAAGCUGCAAAAGACUCUCGUCGCCAUCUCAGCAGUCAUUGCAGAUGCCGAGCAGAGGGAACCCCACGAACAUAGGCUCUGUGCCUGGCUAGAUGAUCUCAGAGAUGUCUUAGAUGAGUUAGAGAAUGCUCUGGAUGAAUUCCAAUGCGAAGUGUUGCGGAAGCAGAUCAUUAAGCGAGGUAACUUGUGUGGAAAGGUUCGAUAUUACUUUUCCUGCUCCAAUCCACUUGCCUUCCGCUUUAAGAUGGGACACAGAAUAAAGGAGAUCAAGGAGAGGCUGGAUGAGAUUACUGAUCGGAAGGAUGCAUUCAGUCUGAACCAGCAAACCAACUCUCAUGGCGUUUCUCAUAGCAUAUGGCGGGAAACCCAUUCCCACGUGCAUUUGCCUGAAGUAAUUGGAAGGGACAUUGAUCGGGAUGCGAUUGUCGAGCGCUUACUGUGCCCAGGCAUGGCUCAGAAUCCCUUCGUAGUUUCAAUUAUCGGAAUUGGAGGUCUCGGAAAGACGACCCUUGCUAAAUUGGUAUACAAUGACAGCAGGGUAGAAGUUCACUUUGAGAAGAGAAUAUGGGUGUGUGUCUCAGAGGACUUCAAUCUAAAGAAUAUCCUGCAGAAGAUUGUCAGCCACAUGAGUCCAACCGCAGAUCAGAGCAAUAAUCAUGAUCUGGAUGUGGAGCUAUUGCAAGCUAACUUGCGUGGUCUCUUGAAAGACAAGAAGUUUUUACUCGUACUAGAUGAUGUGUGGAAUGAAAAUCGUCGUCAGUGGAAUGAGUUGGCUGAUCUCCUCUAUGGUGGCACCAAAGGCAGCAGCUUAAUCGUGACAACACGUAACUCGAAUGUUGUAUCCACUGUGAGAGCCAGCUAUGAACACAAAUUAGAAGGGCUUUCGCGUGACGAUUGUAUUGCCCUAAUCGAGAAGCAUGCCAAAGUAAUAGAUCCGGAGCUCCUAGAGAUUGUCAGCCAGAUAGUUGGAAAAUGUGGCGGUGUUCCGCUCGUGUUGAGUGCUCUUGGAGGCAUGCUCCAUUCGAACACCGAUGUAAGACACUGGAGAUCCAUCUUAGCUAAGGAUAUACUGAGCACGCUGCAAAAUGAAGAUGAUAUCAUCCCAAUAAUCAGAUUGAGUUACGAUCAUUUGCCACCUCAUUUGAAGAGAUGCUGUGCCUUCUGCUCACUUUUCCCAAAGGAUCAUAGUUUUUGGAGUGUCACUAUGAGGAGUUUUUGGAAAUCAGCGGGACUGAUUGACACACCAAGUGAUACUGAUAGCCAAGACGAGGAGUGCAACCACUACAUGAGAGAGCUGUUGGCCAGAUCAUUCUUUCAAGACUUGGAGGACUACGGUGUUGACUUUCAUUUUAGAAUGCAUGAUAUAGUGCACGAUCUAGCGUUACUUGUUGCCCAGAAUGAGUGUUCAAUUGCAAAUUUUGACACUCCAAGCAUUCAGCAAACGGUGCGGCACACAUCAUUCUUUGUCAAUAGCUCCAAUAGACAAGUAGAACCACUACCUGCGGUGCCACCAUUCUUGAGAAAACCAAACAGACUUCAUACCCUUAUAUUCCAGUUUUACAAAGCUGGGAUUUCUAAAGAGCUUGUCAACGCAUGCAUCUCUAACUGCAAGUACUUGCGCCUCCUAGACCUUAAAGGAUCCAAUUUCGAGGUGAUGCCGAGGUCCAUUGACACCUUAAAGCAUCUAAGGUUUCUCAGCCUGUAUGGAAAUGAACGAAUAAGGAGACUCCCCAACUCAAUUUGUGACUUGCAAAGCCUACAAAUCUUAUGGCUUGAAAGAUGUGAUAGCCUCGAAGAGUUGCCAAGAGAUAUGUGGAAGUUAAUCAACCUUGAACAACUGUCUAUAACGACGAGACAAAAGAGUUUGAAGAGCAAUGGGAUAGGGUGCCUGAAGUCUCUAAGAUAUCUGUGGAUUAAUAGAUGCAACAAUCUCGAAUCUUUAUUCGAAGGGAUGGAUACCGAGUCCUUCACUGCCCUUCAAGGCUUGUAUAUUUUCUGUUGCUCAAGCCUGACAUCUAUUCCUGUGAACAGAUUGAAUUCUCUAAAUUCUCUGGAAGUUCUUAGUAUUAGUUAUUGCGAGAAGCUUAGUUUGUCCAUGGAUGGUGAGGCGGUCUUCUCACUCACUCUCCGUGAAUUUAGGUUCUCAGGUUUCCCACUUAUGUUAGCCUUGCCCGAAUGGGUCCAUGGAUCUGCUAACACCCUACAGAGCUUAAGAAUCCACGACUGUCAGCAACUGGAGGAUUUGCCUGAUUGGCUCCCAAAACUCUCACACCUGAAAAGACUUGAGAUAAGUGAAUGCUAUAACAUAUCGUCCCUCCCAGAUGGAAUGAAAAGCCUGGCCGCGCUCCAACAUCUGGAAAUUGAUGCUUGUGAUGAGCUGGGCGGAAGAUGCCAACCAAAUAGGCCGGACUGGCACAAGAUUGCUCACAUUCCAGAGAUUAAAAUCAAUGGCAAGAAGAUCAAUUACUGA